AACGUAAUGCCAACAUUAAAAUUAUAAGUUAAAACAAAACAUGGCGGCUUUCCAACGCUUUGUGAUUGUAUAUUAAAGAAAAAGAAAGCCUUGCCGAAAACCAUAUAUUUACAGCUUCAAAUCCUGUAUAAGUGGAAGAUAUUAGGUAAAGAUUAGAAAAUAAGUGAAAGAGCAACAAAAUAGUUGUGCGUUAGCAAAGUAUUAAUUUAUAUUUAUCAAACAGUAAACAUGUACGACGAUAGACGUGGUGGUCGUGGUGGACGCGGAGGAUCUCGAGGUCGCGGUAUGAGUCGAGGAGGCGUAAGUUCCCGGGGCGGGAGGUCUAGUGAUAGAUCCCAGGAGAGGGUGACUCGUUUCAGUGGAGGCAGCCGAGGGCGUGAUCUCGGAAGGGGUGGUGGUAGAGGAGGGAGCCGUGGUGGACGCGAUAGUCGUGAUGAUUUUCGUGGAAAAUUCAAAAAUGAUCAACCGGGAGGCGGUCUUCGUAAAAUUCGCUGGGACAAUGUCCAACUCACUCCCUUCCAAAAGAACUUUUAUGUGCCUCAUGCGAAUGUUCAAAGACGCUCAUUGGCUGAUGUGGAAGCGUAUCGCAGUCAGCAUCAGAUAACAGUUAAAGGGCGUGAUGUCCCUGCGCCUAGCAUAUUUUUCGAAGAAGGAGGUUUUCCUGACUAUGCUAUGAAAGAAAUUCUCAAACAAGGAUUUCCUAACCCAACACCGAUUCAAGCUCAAGGUUGGCCAAUUGCUUUAUCUGGUCGAGAUAUGGUCGGAAUUGCUCAAACAGGUUCUGGAAAGACACUAGCUUAUAUUUUACCAGCAAUUGUGCACAUAAUCAAUCAACCAAGACUGCUAAGAGAUGAAGGUCCAAUAGUUCUUGUAUUGGCUCCAACAAGAGAAUUGGCACAGCAGAUUCAACAGGCUCUGCUUUCAAUGAACGGGAUAACUGCAGAUGUAGAAGGAAAUCCAAACAACAUGGAAAUAGUAGCUCAAGAGUUUGGUCAGAGUGUACAAGUUCGUAACACAUGUAUCUUUGGAGGGGCACCAAAAGGACCGCAGGGCAGGACUUUGGAGAGGGGCGUAGAGAUAGUUAUCGCUACACCUGGGAGAUUGAUUGAUUUCUUGGAGAAAGAUACAACGAAUCUUCGUCGCUGUACAUAUUUAGUAUUGGAUGAAGCAGACAGAAUGUUGGACAUGGGCUUUGAGCCACAGAUCAGGAAGAUUAUUGAACAGAUCAGACCUGAUCGACAGGUGCUGAUGUGGUCUGCAACUUGGCCGAAGGAGGUUCAGAAUUUGGCUGAAGAGUUCCUUCAUGACUACAUUCAGAUUAACAUUGGUUCGUUAUCGUUGUCGGCGAAUCACAAUAUCCUGCAGAUUGUGGAUGUCUGUGAGGAGUGGGAGAAGAAUGAAAAACUCUUGACUUUACUUACGGAGAUAUCUUCGGAAGAAGAAACUAAGACAAUUAUCUUUGCAGAGACUAAGAGAAAGGUGGACGAGAUCACGAAGACCAUCAACCGCUCGGGCUGGCGCGCGCUGGCCAUCCACGGCGACAAGAACCAGCAGGACCGCGACUACGUGCUGCAGCAGUUCCGCCACGCGCGCUCCUCCAUCCUCGUCGCCACCGACGUCGCCGCGCGCGGACUGGACGUGGAGGACGUGAAGUUCGUAAUAAACUACGACUACCCGAACAAUUCGGAGGACUACGUGCAUCGCAUCGGUCGGACGGGACGCUCGCACAACACCGGCACGGCGUAUACGCUGUUCACGCCGAACAACUCCGCAAAGGCAAAGGACUUGCUGUCAGUAUUGCAAGAAGCUAACCAAGUGGUCAAUCCCAAGUUGCUGGAGCUGGCGCAAUGUGGAAUGGGAUUCAAGGGAAAGUAUGGGCGCGGGCGGUUCCGCGAGCGCGACGACAGCAGCGCGCGCGGGGAGCGCGGGCGGGGGCGCGGGCGCGGCCGGUACUCGGGCGACCGAGGGUCAAGAUGGGACAGCAACUCUAACGGACAGAGUGGCUUCCAGAGUUCCGGCGGUUCGGGUUUUAGCCGAGACUACAACAGCCGACCAAAUUUCGGUAGCAGGGAUGGUGGUAGCUUCAAUAGAGACAGAGAGGGGGGUGGUAGUUUCAGAGGCCGAGGUGGAAGAGGUGGGAGAGGAAGUAGAGGUGGACAAUAUGGUUCAGGAUAUGGACAAAAUCAAUCAUCAGGGUUUAAUCAAUCUAACCAAGGGUUCAAUUCAGCUCCGAACAGCUAUUAUAAUAUGUACUCACAACCACCGCCCUCUACCUAAAAUAUAUUUAAAUAUAAAAAUAAUAUUAUUCACUUUAUUUAGUAGAAUCAAGACCUAUGGGGGAAUGUUUCGGUUACUAUAUUUUCCUGCCUCAUUUUUGCGUACUUGACAUGCAAUAGUUUGAAAUGUCAGUUUUUAUUCAAAUUGUUUAUAUUUUAUUUAUGUAGUUAAAAUGAUAAGAUAGUUUUGUCCAGUAAGAAUUCUAAUGACGAAUUAAACGUAGUUAUAAAUAUAAACAAAAACUGUUAGAUAAUUGUGUGAUUAUGUAUGAAACUGUUCAGAACCUGAAUGUUGCUACAAUGACAUGUUAAUAAUGCUGGAUUAUUAAGUUCAUUUCGAUAUAUUUUUAUCAUAUUUUCAUGGGCUCAUUAAAGUAACUUUAUAUUAUGAUGUCGUUGACUGAAAUAGUUAUUAGAAUAUAUAAUAAUAUUCAUUAAUAUUUAGUCCAAAGAGAUACAUAAAUAUGUAACCCUGAAUAGAGAACAUUGUGAAUUGUUAUUACUUAGAAAAUAUAUAACACGAUUAAACAAGAUUGUUUUUUUACAUUAAGUGACAUUUUAAUCAAAUUUGUUCAAAAUAUAAAAUUAAUUCUUAUACAAUAUUUUUAAAUGUCAAAUUAUAUACAGCAAUAAUUGUCAGUUCUUUUCAAAAAACUAUAAGUGUGUGAUUAUUAAUUUCAUAAAAUAUUUAAAAAUACUAGAUGCAAUUCCAAGUAAAUGACUUACGCCUUUCCACGACUUUAGACCAAUUCGUAUAUAUAAAUACUAUUAUUUAAAUCAUUGGAACAAUAUACAUAUUUCAAGUAUGGUUCUCCUGUGUUAAAGCUUAAAAGGAAUCGGCUGUGCUUGGUACGAGAGUGAGACAAUAUAUUGAAGUAAUCAUUUGAAUGUGUUUUGAUUUCAUUCACUCUAAUUAGGUAUAAUGUAAUGAAUGAUUGGAUAGAAAAGUUAGUAACAUGAUCACGGUAGUUUUUUUGUUUUAUAUAUCCAAAAUCUGAAAUGAAAAAAUAUAUAAGAAUAAAAGUUGGUUAAUUUUCUUUAUAAGAAUAACAUGCAAUAAUAGUUUUCAAUAAUUUACACUCAUUGAUGCAUUUAUACUUGUCACUGAAUAAACCAUUUAUGGCCUUACUAUUGGACGUUGUAUUAUAGUGGAUAAAUUUCCUGUCUGUUAUCAGUAAUGUGAUGUUUGAAAGAAGACAAAGCAAUGUUUAACUAUACAACCGCUGUGCAACGUUUGUUAUUAAGGGGGUUCGAAGUAAAGUUUAUUUUACGUUAUGUACAACUUCAGGCAGGGAUAUUUCAUAGCGAUUUAUAGACAUAACUUAGCUCCAUUGGUUUAAAAUGUACUUUCAACUCCAUUUCUAUGUUUGCAUUAUGAUUAUACAAUACAUUAAAAUGUACUAGACAAGAAGACUAUCUAUAAAUUAUACUGUACACAAAACGUUCUAAGAACACAGAAAUAUUUAAAAGAUGUAUUUUAUUCAUAAAGUGAACAGGGAAAAAAGUGUUGGGUGUAACAUUCCCUUUGAACUGCAAUAUUACAUGUGCAACUCACCAAAUAAAUAAUGUCUUAAAUA
This is a messenger RNA of Vanessa tameamea, 3853 nucleotides long. RefSeq lists its product as uncharacterized. Gene Ontology annotation, molecular function: ATP binding; RNA binding; RNA helicase activity. The record is from RefSeq and is a predicted model, not a curated record. NCBI's taxonomy places the organism in Eukaryota, Metazoa, Arthropoda, Insecta, Lepidoptera, Nymphalidae. Bases 229 to 2277 code for a protein of 682 amino acids. Gene Ontology annotation, cellular component: nucleus; ribonucleoprotein complex; cytoplasm. The transcript is spliced from 11 exons.